GUCUGCGCCGGCUUCCGCGGCCCGCAGAAGCGGUCAGCUCCCCGCCGCGGGAGGCAUGGGCACGUGGCUGCCCGGGUGGCCGAGCACACCGGAGAACAGCCCGCGCGCCUCUGCGGGGCUUCGGAGCAGGGCUGACGCGGGUGGUGCCUGGAAGCGGCUGAAGGCGUGCUUGAAGCAUGGUGGCGCAUGAUGAGAUCGGAGGUCUCCUGCCUAUUAAAAGGACCAUACGAGUCCUGGAUGUGAACAACCAGUCCUUCCGCGAGCCAGAGGAGCCAAGCAAUAAAAGAGUUCGACCUCUAGCUCGGGUCACAUCCUUGGCCAAUUUAAUCUCUCCUGUAAGAAAUGGAGCAGUCAGACGUUUUGGUCAAACAAUACAGUCAUUUGCCCUUCGUGGUGACCACAGAUCCCCGGCCUCUGUCCAGAAGUCAUUUAGCAGGUCGACAGUCCCAACACCUGCCAAAAGAAGGAGCAGUGUGCUAUGGUCGGAGAUGCUGGACACCAGCACGAAGGAGUCUCUAACCACCAGGGAAAUCAAACGGCAGGAGGCAAUAUAUGAAAUGUCCCGGGGUGAACAAGAUUUAAUUGAAGAUCUCAAGCUUGCAAGAAAGGCCUACCAUGACCCCAUGUUAAAGUUGUCCAUCAUGUCGGAAGAGGAACUCACACACAUAUUUGGUGAUCUGGACUCAUACAUACCUCUGCACGAAGAUUUACUGGCAAGAAUAGCAGAAGCAACCAAGCCUGAUGGAACAGUGGAGCAGAUCGGCCACAUUCUUGUGAACUGGUUACCAGGCUUGAACGCCUACAAAGGCUAUUGCAGUAACCAGCUGGCAGCCAAGGCGCUUCUUGAUCAAAAGAAACAGGAUCCAAGAGUCCAGGACUUCCUCCAACGAUGUCUGGAGUCUCCCUUCAGUCGAAAACUAGAUCUUUGGAGCUUCCUAGAUAUUCCUCGUAGUCGCCUGGUGAAAUACCCUUUACUGCUCAGAGAAAUUAUCAGGCACACUCCAAAUGACCACCCUGAUGUUCAGCUUCUGGAGGAUGCUAUACUGAUAAUUCAAGGAGUCCUCUCUGAUAUCAACUUGAAGAAAGGGGAGUCCGAGUGCCAGUAUUACAUCGACAAGCUGGAGUACCUGGAUGAAAAGCAGAGAGACCCGAGAAUCGAAGCGAGCAGGGCACUGCUCUGCCACGGGGAGCUGCGGAACAAGAGUGGACACAAACUUUAUGUUUUCCUGUUUCAAGACAUCUUGGUUCUGACUCGGCCUGUCACUCGGAAUGAGCGGCAUUCUUACCAGGUUUACCGGCAGCCAAUCCCAGUGCAAGAGCUGGUCUUAGAAGACCUCCAGGAUGGAGAUGUGCGGAUGGGGGGGUCCUUUCGAGGGGCUUUCAGUAACUCAGAUAAAGCUAAAAAUAUCUUCAGAGUUCGCUUCCAAGACCCCUGUCCAGGCCAGUCUCACACUCUGCAAGCCAAUGACGUGUUCCACAAGCAGCAGUGGUUCAACUGUAUCCGAGCCGCCGUAGCCCCUUUCCAGCAGGCGGCCAGUCCGCCGGAGCUCCAGGGCCUGCCAGAGCUGCAUGAAGAGUGUGAGGAGAACAGCCCCUCUGCCGGGAACCUCCACACCCAGAGGAGGGUGUCCACGGUCUCCAGUACCCCUCAGGGGGAAGUGGAUGAGAACGCCUACGAGUGUGGCUCCAGGGUGCGGGUAGCAGAGGAUGGCAGGAGAGGAAAGGCGCUCCAGGCACAGCCCGGCAUCCGGAGAGUAAGGGACAAAGCCCAGGCCAGUGGCAAGCGGAAAGAGACCUUGGUGUAGAGGAGGCGCUGUGUGCCACAUGGUGGAGAGACUGUUUAUUUAUAAAUGUGUACAGUUUUUUCUCGUAAUGUGAGCAUGGGAGCACCGUAGGUUACAUUAUGCCAGUUGUAACAUUUUCAUUGUUUUUGGUUGUUCUUUUUCUUUUUUUUUAAUGGCAGCUAAAGAUACUCAGAUUAUUGUUAAAUUGCAGUCUUUUUUAAAGAUAUUUUCUUGGAUCAUUUAGAAUAUGCAAGCCUGGUAUUUUUAAUCAAAUGAAAUAUUUACAAAAUGGGUUUUCUUCUAAUUCUGGAUUCAUCAUGACCUUCUAAUAUCUACCAACUGAUAUUUACAGUAUUCACCGUCAUUUAAAAUUUGCAAAUUCUGGAGUUCUACCAGUUUCCUUGAUAAAUCUUGUAAGCAGAAUUUGACAUUUUCACAUUGGCACCCAAAAUUGACAUGGAAUAAUGUAUGUUUGGAGUAUUUCAAAUUUGCAUGGAAACAUAACUUCCUUGGAAAACAAACCAUAAGCUUUUGUAGGUUUUACAUUUUAUCAACUGGAAUGAUUUAUAUAGUUUUUCACUGCACAUUCCUCAUUUUUCAUUCAUUUAACCUGCCGAUUAUUUAAUUUUUUUUAUUGUAAAGUAGUUUUUAGUAUUUGCUUUUAUUUUUUUACUUUGAUGCCUUUUCAAAGUGGCAUGUCUUUAUUUUUCUUCCUGAUUAAAAAUGUGUGUGUAUGUGUGUGUAUAUAUAUAUACAUAUAUAUUUUUUAAUCAUAUUAACUUUACCAUGUAAAACCAAGCCAUACUGUUUUUGAGCCAAUUAAGACAAUUACAGUUUUUAAAGUGUAGCAUUUCAGGGUAAAGACACAUGAAAUGAGUCAUUCUCAACUACCAUAAGAAAACAACUUCAAGGGUUUUGUUGAAAGUUUUAGUGUCGACUGAGAAGCAGAGGGAAGGCGAUUGGUAAUAAGUGAAAAAAAGGGGGGAAGAGAGUAGUUUUGUCUUCAAGUAAAAUGUCUGGUUGUGCCAGAGCAUGAAAGGAGAUAGAAGCUUGAGGGUGUGUAGUAAGUUGUAGAAGGUUCGAGGGGACGUGGACUUUAUUUGCCUUGGUUUACAAAACCUGCAGAUACUGAGUUUGAAAAGAAACAGUGAAAUGUGUUGAGAAGUGGGCCACAUUAGAUCAAUUUCGGUGGGUUUAUUCAUAAGAUGGAAAAAAGACUGGUGAAUCUUUUUCUGCGAAAUAUUUCUGUUACAGUGGGUCAUAGGCUUCAAAAGGGGGAUGGGAGAAGGACCCUUUGUCAUGGCAGGUUUACAAUGGUGAUCAGUUCAAGUCGGCGUCAACUGUUAUGUGAAAUAUAUUUGGCCAGUGGAAAUGAAGAUUGGAAAAGACUGUAAAUAGAUCAACCAAAUGAUUUCUCUGUAUAAAUGAAUGAUACCAUUAAAAAAAAAAAAAAGCACACACAUAAUCACCCUAAA
Molecule: messenger RNA, 3259 nt
Organism: Carlito syrichta (Philippine tarsier)
Lineage: Eukaryota; Metazoa; Chordata; Mammalia; Primates; Tarsiidae
Gene: NET1
Product: neuroepithelial cell transforming 1
Exons: 10
Coding region: 177-1805 (542 amino acids)
Biological process (GO): positive regulation of Rho protein signal transduction; intracellular signal transduction
Molecular function (GO): guanyl-nucleotide exchange factor activity
Source: RefSeq, a predicted model, not a curated record